AUGGACACAUCCGGCUUCGUGCGCUUUACUGCUAGCUCCUUCUUCGGAGAUCGUUCGACUGCGCACCGACAGGUUCGCAAUGGAGACACAGGCGAUGUUGACGAAUACCUGAGCAUGUACUAUGACCGCACGAGACAUCCAUCGACCAGGUCUCGGCCAUUCUCACACGGAUCAGCAGAUACAGCUACUCGGAGCUUUGAGCACGACGGAGAUCUGACGAUGGCACAGUCGUCGGAAUCGGACGAUGACUCCUGGCCAUAUGGAGACAAUGUCAUGCUAGCAGUCGAUGAUCAAGCCAUGCUUGGACUUAUGCUAGCAAACGACUUUAUGCGCACUUCUGACUCGAACGACGACGACGACAGGCCCGAAUACAUUCCAUCGCCGACCGCGAGUCAAAAUCGACACAGGCGCCAGGCUGUCAAGGAAGUAACCACACGCUUCCCAAUUCCUACACAGCUCCUUGACGAUCUCGAUGAUCCACAAAGAGAGCCCGUGACGAACGGGCUGGGCUCACUCGGCCGACUUCCGCCCGAAUUGCUGAUGACGAUUGUGCGCAAGGUCGGCCUCGAAUGGCGCUACGAUCUCAUCACUCUCGGUCGUGCAAGUCGCGGUCUUCGUUCUAUCGCAAUGAGCGAUCGGGUAUGGGAAGGCGCUGCUGGCAAAGCCGCUCCCGGCUUUCGUCGACCCAUAUGGCAGUACGUGCUCGAAGUCAAUCGCCUUAGCUGUACUGUCUGCAGGGUAGCAUUACACCGUCAUCACCAAGCUCACGAGCACUGUAUCGCUGCUCAUUUCGGCCCAAAGCAAGCAGCUUCGCGUCAUGGCAAGCCUACAGUACUGUGCGAUCGGUGCCAUGUAGCUAUCACACGCGUUCGAGAGGGCAAGCUUGUUCCUCUCGACACCUCUGCCCAGCAGCGCGAGACCCACCGUCGCCAGAUGAUGCUCCUGGCUCGUUGUCGCUCCCUCUUCGGUGUCACUUGGUGCACGCAGGACCAGUUCGCGCUGCUCGCCCCCAAGGAGAUUACGUGGGAGCUUCGGCAGCUCGUUAUCGACUUCGUCUUCGAUCAUCGCAUCCUCGAUCUUGAAGGUGCCCUGGCGAGCGUUGUGGAGUAUCGAACGAUGCUGCUCGAUCGCUACGCUGAACUCGAGCUAUGGUGGCAUCACCACGAAGAGCUUCGAGGAGGCAUCAUAUAUAGCUCUCUCACUCAGACUUGGCGCAGCCUUCCUCGCGAUGCUUUUGAGGGCGGAUUACCGCUCGCCCAGAUCGGCGUCGUUCUCUCUCGGCGUGCACAUCAAGUCAUCGCAGAGCGUUUGACACAGAAUGCAGGCGAUGACGACCCGUCCAUCAACUACAAUGUCGCCUGGAUUGUGGCCCAGAAUGUCUCGGAGCAGAGCUGGGGGUUCAUCCCGCACGCUAUCGGCGAGCAGCUUCACAGUCUCCCCAGAUGGAUCAGGGACAGCAUUUCCGACUCGCGACGUCCUCUCUCGUGUCUGCGCGCCGACUGCAGUCUGGAGGCUACCAGCGGCUGUCCUUGCGCGCUAUGUCACACGCAUUGUACACCGCGCGAUCGGAUGGCGCUUGGCUACUGUCGACGCGCCAGAUGUCCUGUGCACUCUACAGCGACGCGCAAGACUAGCAGCAUCAAGGCAUAG
This is a messenger RNA of Mixia osmundae IAM 14324, 1650 nucleotides long. RefSeq lists its product as uncharacterized. The record is from RefSeq and is a predicted model, not a curated record. The transcript is spliced from 3 exons. Lineage: Eukaryota; Fungi; Basidiomycota; Mixiomycetes; Mixiales; Mixiaceae. The coding region runs from base 1 to 1650 and encodes 549 amino acids.